GAGAAGGAGAAGCCGAAUUACGGCAACACAGGCCGGCUGGCGGCUGAGAGCAACACGGUGGCCGUCCACGGUGGCGGGACUGUGGUGCUGAAGUACCACGAGCCACCGGAGGCGCGCAAACCACCAGCCAAGGAAGCCUGGCGACUCUACGUGUUCAAAGGGCAGGAUCUACUAGAGGUGGUGGAGCUGGGCGAGCGCAGCUGCUGGCUGAUCGGACGCGAACGCUUGGUGGUGGAUUUCCCCCUCGACCAUCCAAGCUGCUCAAAGCAGCACGCUGCCCUGCAGUUCCGCUUCGUGGAGAAGAAAAACGAGUACGGCGACCGCAUCGGGAAAGUCAAACCGUACCUCAUCGACCUGGAGAGCGCCAACGGGUCCAGCCUCAACGGCGACAAGGUCCCGGGGGGGCGCUACCUCGAACUCAAGGAUAAAGACGUGCUACGCUUUGGUCUGAGUUCGCGGGAGUACGUCCUGAUGCUUCCG
This is a messenger RNA of Penicilliopsis zonata CBS 506.65, 480 nucleotides long. RefSeq lists its product as hypothetical. Gene Ontology annotation, cellular component: nucleus. Gene Ontology annotation, molecular function: mRNA binding; protein binding. Gene Ontology annotation, biological process: mRNA splicing, via spliceosome; maintenance of RNA location. Lineage: Eukaryota; Fungi; Ascomycota; Eurotiomycetes; Eurotiales; Aspergillaceae. The annotation marks the transcript as partial. The record is from RefSeq and is a predicted model, not a curated record. The transcript has a single exon.